AUCAAACGCUGAGAUAAUUGUGGUGGGUUUGUGAGUCAGUGUGUGUGAAGCCUCUAGAGGACGGGAUCUGUCUGGGAAAAGCCGAGCUGAAAAAUAAGAAGGCCAGAAUAAGAAGCCCAAAGUCCGUAGUAACAGAGACUCUCCAUUCAUAGCCUCACAUAAUGAGCCGUUUCUGAAAACCCAGAGCAGAUUUAUUGGGUGCGUUGUGUUGCAUUCCACAAUAACAUGUAUGGAAACAUUACAAUGAUCGUUUGAAGAGUGUGUGUACAUCUGUGAUGUGUAAUUUGUAAUGUCGUAAACCUUCUCUCAUGGGAAAGCUGUUGUUCUUAUUUCUGCAGGAUAUGAUUUCCAAAAAUAUUUUGAACUUUUGUUAAGUAAUGAGGUAUGUCUGUAGUAAUUAGGAUGGAUUUGCACAAAAUAAACGAUCUCUAUAAAUCACAGAGAUGGGCACGUGAUCAUGAAUAUACGCAUGGUCAUCAUGCAAAAACAUUCCAUGCCUACAGAAUACAGCUCAUUUGAAAUCAAACUGAUUGUUUUCCUCUUUAUUAUAUGAGCUCGUUGUAGGGUUUGUUGCUGCACAAGUUUGAUCAUUAGUAGGUCACAUGACCAUAACAUGUAUGUAAGCUUUACCUAAAAUACGAACUCACUAACUUAUAUAAAACCCCCAAAGAGUCGCUUCUCUGACAUGUCCCUUCAUCGGAAGAUUAUGAGUUUGAAUCCCAGUUAAGUCACAGCUAUCCAUGUCCAGGAAUCAAGAGAGAAAAAUUAGCAGUGGGAAGAAUGACAUACUGCCAAAUUUCCCUGUCAAAGUGACACUAGCUAAUCACUGGCCUUAUUAACUAUCACUCACUGCAUUGUCAGUGAGCUCAUGUAUGCAGAAGAGGGUAGAUAGCACUUUCCUCCUGCACUGUGAUGCAGCUGGCUUCAUGUGGUGUAGCGAGGAAAACCAAUCGACCAUGCUAGCUUGUGACCACAGGCCUGCUAGACAGCAAGACGAAAAACUACACAGUGAAAGAACACAGUGAACAUUGCUGUGAGUGAUAGUUAAUAAGGCUAGCAAUGGUAACAACGGAAGGCCGACUCAAAGCUGGUGUGCAGCAAGGAGAAAAAGGGCACCGCACAUGAAGAGGAGAGACAGCAGAAGAACAGGGAGCAAAACAGCAAUCCAGAAGCACAUCACAAUUAGCCACCAAUGUCAUUGUACAACCUUCAAAGUCGAACAAUCCAGCGCCAACCAAAACCCCAGAAGCCGUCCAGUCCACUCCUACGCCCCCUACCUCAAAACCCUCCACAGAACAGGAGAACACGGACACCGUCCCAGGUCACGCGGAGCUUCUCGGAGACAUCCCCUUCACCCUAGCGCCUCACAUCCUCGCCAUGCAGGCCGGCCUGCCUCAGCUUCCCGACUUCACCCUGCCCCGAGACAUCAACGAGAACCUGGCCAACUUCUGCUACGACUUCACGCUGGAGAACUCGGUGCUGUGCGAGCUGUGACCGCCGACCCCUGACCCUGCUCAUCCCCUAAAACCUCAGACUGUUCAGAGUUUACACGGCAGGAAUACAAGAUCACCAAGUGGUAACUAAUAUCGCAGAGAUGCUGAUGGAUUUCUCAGGAUGUUAUGUAGCAUGAGGUCUGGAGUGAAACAGUUCUUUAAAGAAUUAAAUGAAAUGAUAUCAGAAUCAAUAUUAGUUUGCAUUGCUGUUGUUUGAAGCAACACCGUAGUAUUUUUAACCUUACAUUUUUCACACACAUCAUACUGUAACAUGUGCUUGUUCUGCUUUCUACAAAUUGUUUUCUAUGCCUUCGCUUUUUUUUUCUUUUCAGCUCACAGACUUUUGCACAACUUGACUUUUUUUUAAUGUUCUUGUUAACAGAUAUCCAGUAAAAAAUUCUUAAACCUGUUAAAUGAAUUUGAACGGUUGAAGAUGUCUAUGGAAAAUCCAUAUUAGGCCAUAACAACAUAUGUAAUGUCCAAUUUUUAAUUUAAAACAUCUUAUAUUUCUUUUCUUUAUAUAUAUGUAUGUUUUUGGAUUUGGCUAGAUUGUUAGAGUGUCAUUUCAUCGUUUGCUGUGAAACUGUAGCAGGUUUUGUUAAGGUUAGGUUUUUUUUUUUGUUUUGUUUUUUUUUUGCCUUAUUGAGUGCUUUCAAUUUCCGUAGCGUUUUUUUUUUUUUUUUUUUGGUAUACAUUUAACAAUAGCAUUUCAGUGAAAGGCCUGCUGCUAUUUACACACUGCACUUCUAGAAACGUCUAGAACAGGGGUGUCCAGUCUUCUCCCCAAAGGACCAGUGUGGGUGCCGGUUUUCAUUCCAAUCAGGCAGCCUGUUUAAUCAGUUGGUCUUGGCUUUCAUUAGACUCAGGUGUGGCUUCUGCUUAGUUGGAAUGAAAUCCUGCACCCACACCAGCCUGUUCCGGAUAAGAUUGGACCCCCCUGCUCUAAAACAUUACAUAGGUAACUAUGUAAUAAGUUACUGGUUUUGGUUUGUGGUGUUUGUUUCUUAUUUAUCAUCCUGUCUGUGCCUUUUACUAUGUGGUUAAAAAGAAACUUGAUUAGAAAUCCCUGACUAGAAAUUUUUCAUAUUCAUCUUCCAAAACAUUUUCUCUUUGUUGAUGCAGUUUGCACAAUGCUAACUUGGUAGCUAGGCUUCCACUACUUGUUAGCCAUAUUAGCCUCCGGAGAACUAAAGAAGCAAAUGUCAGACGCCAAAUAUGUCUUUGCUCAUCGACUGUAUUUUGGUUUAUUCAAAAAUUGUGCGAGUCCCGUUUUUUGAGUGUACUAUUCCAUUAAAACAUUAAACUUGAAAACCCACUUUUUCAUUAAAGAAAUCAUGUUGCAUGUUGAAAUUGUAUCGUGUGCACAAAUCUGUCUGAUAUUUAAGCUUCUUUCUUUUGGGAUUAUCAGAGGGUGCCAAUAAUUCUGUAUUUAAUUGAACAUUAUUUGAUUAAAGAUGUUUUGAUAUUUGA
Molecule: messenger RNA, 2963 nt
Organism: Pangasianodon hypophthalmus (striped catfish)
Lineage: Eukaryota; Metazoa; Chordata; Actinopteri; Siluriformes; Pangasiidae
Gene: umad1
Product: UBAP1-MVB12-associated (UMA) domain containing 1
Exons: 3
Coding region: 1122-1508 (128 amino acids)
Source: RefSeq, a predicted model, not a curated record